AGUUGUUGUGACGUCACUCACCGGGAGAGCACAGAGCAAGGAGAGAGAAAGGCGCGUCUGUAGACUGUAUCUGCGGUUGCCUGACGAAGAAAAGCGGCAAGCCCGAAGAACUGGCACGGAGAUCAGGGAUGGUGAUGCCGAUAUAUACUGUGUCAUCAUCAUCACUAACGGAAAAAUUUAUCGAAAUCCUGAGGUAGAGAAAUAAACUAAACCGGAGACGGUCUAUUGCGCGUUUGGUUUUGGGUUUUUUAUCCGAUAAAGGUCGGGAGUUAUCGCUUCCAAAUCGAAAGAUCUACAUCAUGAUCUACAUGUAGAAGAACUAAGAAGAGAGGUAUCCACAGAACGAAUGCACGGUGAGCUAUCCCUGUGCGUAAAAUGGCAAGCGUACUAUCUGGCGGAAACUAAACGGAUAUAUAGCCCUCCUGCAUAGCGACAUGGUGGUGCUGCCUGCUUCUGAGUCUAUUCCUGCGCGGGAGUUGUGUGGAACAUGUACUGGAGGAGAGUGGUGAUCAGCGCACCGAAUUAACGUAUCCGCGCGCAACAGUCAGAGAGAGGGAGCGGAGAGAAAGCUGCUGGUGAGCCUGCCGUGACCAAAUCACUGACGCGGGGGUGAAGUGGUAGUGGGAAUGCCAGCACUUCAAAUGAUGGGGGUUUAACGGCCCCGCUUCAUACUGGAUAAACCCACAGUUCAAUUUUGACCCAGCACUGUGUCCUUUUCCACGGCCGGGAUCAUCUAUUUUCCCCCUUCAGCUGACGGAUUGACUAGUAUUUUUAGUUGCCCCAGCUAUUUCCGAAUCGAACUAAAGGAGGGUUUCGUUUGUGUAUUCCACACGUGUUGUAGCCUAUUUUCUCUCUUUUUUUGGGGUGAGAAGCAUUGCGCUGGAUGGGAGCAGAAUGGAAGGCUGUGUGUGUCACUGAAGACUUCUGGCUUCUCUCCUCGGGUGUUUGAAUUAAGCCGACGCCACUUUCCAGCCAGGAUGCAGCUUCUCAGAGUUGCCUGGGCUUUAGCCGGAGCGGCAAUCUGUUGUUUUGUUAUUCUUCUCAUCCACUCACGCUUGCUCAAAGAAGGUCAGCUGGCAGCGGGGACAUGUGAGAUUGUGAUGCUGGACAGGGACAGCAGUCAGCCCAGACGUACCAUCGCCAGACAGACUGCACGGUGCGCCUGUAAGAAGGGACAGAUCGCUGGGACGACAAGAGCCAUGCCAGCCUGUGUGGACGCUAGUAUCGUCCUAACCAAACAGUGGUGUGAGAUGGUCCCAUGUCUGGAAGAUGAGGGCUGUGACCUGUUAAUCAAUACAUCUGGAUGGACUUGUACACAACCAGGAGGCAGAGUCAAAACCACUACGGCUCUAUGACGUGACUGGAGUCGCUGUGGGUCCUCCAUUCCUCUGACAGUACCAUGGCGGAGGAGAGCAUUGAUGAAACCUGACAGACAGCCUCAGCCCACACCACCAACCCCACACCCCCAACCACCACCACCUGUCCAUUACUACAGACAUGAACAACCUACACAACCAACUCUAAACCAUGCUGGGUAUUAUCCACAAAGUAAGGUCUCUUAAACACAGUCAACGACAACCAAUUCCGGAGUGUUUGAGGGCACUUGAAGUCGAGAGUGAGGUCUCAUCUUUGACUCUGGAGAAGCUGUUUCCUGUGUCCUGUGCCCUGACUCCUGGCUCCACCACUCUGCGGCUCCGACCAACCAAUGACCAUCCGCUGUAGAUAACCCACUGUCUGUCAUUGGAUCAACAUGUCCGUCUGCCUCCUCCUAUUACCGUCCGUCUGCUUUGUAAAUGAGCAGAACCCUCUAGUGCCAUGGAGGUCUGGUGUCCGUCAGCGCCUUGUCCAGAGAGGGAGAGAGUGGUAACUAUGGAGCCAUUUUGGAUCGUCUACUGUACUGUUCAGCUACUGUCUGCUAAUGUUCAGCGGACAGAGGACUCCCACUUACUUCAACCUCAUCUGCUUCUGUUAGACUGUAAUGGGACAGAGAGAUGUGUCCCAAAGAACAGGAUUAUUGUGAACCAGGCCUGAGGCUCUCUGAUGUGUCUGACCUAGCGCCAGACUAUGGACUGGAUGAAACAUUGGACUGGAUCUAUCCAGACUAUGGACCAGACUGGACCAGAUCCUACUGCUCACUGCUUGCCCUGUACUCUGCUGUGAAUAGGCCUUCUGCUGGAGGAGUACACCUUUGGCGCUCUCCAUAUUUUUAUAGACCAAAGAGUAUAAAAAUAACAGUUUAUUGUAAAACGAGAUGGACCAGAUUGGGAAAGAGAAAUGGAUAUUUGUUUUUCUCGCUACACAACAAUGACUGCCCUCAUAGCUGUAGAUGUUGGGCUUUAUGUCAUUUCGAACAUAGACUAUAGAGUCUAGUGGGACACGUAUACAAUCAAAGGAGUUACAUUAAAAAGCGUUGCUGACAUUUUUUUCUCUGACUAAACCCACCACUGUAUUUUGAAACAGGAGAUAUAGGCAAACAUAUAUCUGUGUAUAAAAAAAUCUGAUUUGCAUUUUUCAAUUGCUACAAAUUGGGACACAUUGCAAUAAGCAUGGUUAGUAAAAACGGUAAAAGAGUAAAACUACUGAUCAUCGAAAAAGAGAAUAUUGAAACUGUCAUUUCUGAUUGCGGAUGGCGGACGGGGGAAAGAUACAUUUCAUUAAAUUUAUUUUGAAAGGCCUAAAACUUAUAUAUUUAACAGUUUUAUAUGUUGUACCUUUGUAGAGAACCUUAUUCGACAUGAAUAACGUGGUCACAAAAUGGCAGCCAUAGAACGUGAGAAACAAGAUCUCUAACGCUGGUUUGUCCUGCUCUCUUUCUGUUCUCAUGACAAGUAGCUUCUCUCCUCUCAUACUUCUAAUCUCACAAUCUAUCAAUCACAGAAAAGGACAAAAUGCACUUGAGUUCACUCAGAAUGUGUGUGAGAGUGUCUUGUGAGAGUGUCUUGCAGUGUAUGGUUUUAAUGUGGUCAUUAACUCUGACAUAGCAUAAACAAUCUGACUGAACCCUCAAUGCUGUUGCCCUUUAUCUGCAACUGAAUGAAUGCCGGCCUGAGAGUCACUAUCUAUCAAAAACAUGAACAAUUACAUUACAACAUGAAUUGAGCUCAUCACAGACAGAGCUUUUGUCACUUUAGUCAAUGAGCAGCCUUUGCAACCUGCUAAUUGCUGCAGUAUUGCAUUGUAAAAGGUGUGGAAUACUGUCUCAUUUCUCUAUAAUAUAUAAUUUAUUUUUGGGCUUGUGUUUGUCGCACAAUGCUGACCUCCAAUCUCCAGUGAAGAAGAUGAUGAUGACACGCGAAGAAUGGAGGCAUUGCGGAAAAAGUGUUGGAAUCAUUUACAUGAGAUACUUUCUUAUCAUGAAAUAUUUUAAGAAUAAAUUAAAUACAUGAAAGAACCAUCCCUUGCUAAUAUAGACAUUUUGGUAUUCAAAGUCAUCCAAUUUAUUCAAGGAAGUAAGAUUUAUCAUACCUUAUUUUGUAUUAUGUUUAUUUAAUUGUUCUGUCCUAUAUGCCAAAAACUGACAGCCAGAGAUAGUUGUUUAUUUUCUUCUAGAUCAUCUACUUUACAGUGUCUAAUUGUCCACAUGUAAGUUCCUUAUACAUAUCUAAUAGCUAAACACCUGAUAUACAUAAGUAAACCAAAUCAAAUGAUUUAUAGACAGUCUCACUGGGAUUUGAUUACAAUAACAUAUGAAUAUGAAUGUAUUGAUGCAGAGUUGAUAAAGGCAUUUGCUCUGUGACAGUUAGGACAGAAAUAAUAGAAGGUGACUGACUCCAUGUGUGUAUGCUGCUGGCUGUAUGCAUUAUGGUGGAAGGGAUUCCAUAGUUAUACAAGAAUAUACAGUACAUACAGUGAGUGAAAAAAAGUAUUUGAUCCCCUGCUG
This is a messenger RNA of Coregonus clupeaformis (lake whitefish), 3880 nucleotides long. Its product is annotated as chemokine-like protein TAFA-5. The coding region runs from base 978 to 1355 and encodes 125 amino acids. Gene Ontology annotation, molecular function: G protein-coupled receptor binding; receptor ligand activity. Gene Ontology annotation, biological process: G protein-coupled receptor signaling pathway. The record is from RefSeq and is a predicted model, not a curated record. Lineage: Eukaryota; Metazoa; Chordata; Actinopteri; Salmoniformes; Salmonidae. The transcript has 5 exons.